AUGUGCUCCGAUCCAGCAGCAGACGGCUCCAACGACCAGCCCACUGCGACGACAGUGGCGGCGGCCCUGCGCGAGGCCAAGCGAUCCAACCCUUACCAGUCCGUCGGCGACUUCCUUUCCAACACAAACAAGUUCCAGAUCAUCGAGAGCACGCUCCGAGAAGGCGAGCAAUUCGCCAAUGCUUUCUUCGACACCGAGACCAAGAUCAAGAUAGCCACGGCUCUCUCCGACUUCGGUGUUGAAUACAUCGAGCUCACAUCCCCGGCUGCCUCGGAGCAAUCUCGCCGCGACUGCGAGGCCAUCUCCAAGCUCGGCCUCAAGGCAAGCAAUCCGGCCAGCCAUUACACAAGGUGCACUCUCGAGGAUGCCAAACUUGCGUGCGACUGCGGCGUACACGGCGUCGAUGUCGUCAUUGGCACCUCCAGCUUCCUGAGAGAGCAUUCUCAUGGCAAGGACAUGGUCGCCAUCACUAAGCAAGCUCUCGAGGUCAUCGAAUACAUCAAGAGUCGAGGCUGCGAAGUCCGGUUCUCCUCUGAAGAUUCUUUCCGCUCCGACCUGGUCGAUCUACUUCAAUUAUAUCGUGCGGUGGAUAAUGCUGGGGUCAACCGUGUAGGAGUCGCCGACACGGUGGGCUGUGCUACGCCUCGCCAGGUCUAUGAUCUAGUUAGGACGCUUCGAGGCGUUGUCUCUACGGAUAUCGAGACCCACUUCCACAAUGACACAGGUUGCGCGAUCGCCAAUGCGCACGCUGCUCUGGAAGCUGGAGCAACUCACAUUGAUACCUCUGUACUCGGUAUAGGCGAGAGGAAUGGCAUUACGCCCCUGGGUGGCCUCCUGGCCCGCAUGAUCGUCGGUAGCCACGACUACGUCACUUCGAGAUACAAGCUUCACAAGCUCAAGGAGAUCGAAGAUCUCGUCGCAGAGGCGGUGCAGGUCAACAUUCCGUUCAACUCGCCUAUCACAGGCUUCUGCGCAUUUACUCACAAGGCCGGCAUACACGCCAAGGCAAUUCUCAACGAUGUUAAGCUGCUGACGUCCAAGAUCAAGGCCAUGGCUGAUAUCCGCCCCCUUGCCAUUGACGACACGGACUCGAUCAUCCGUUCCUUCCACCUCGAGUUGCAAGACCAACAAUAG
Molecule: messenger RNA, 1134 nt
Organism: Hirsutella rhossiliensis
Lineage: Eukaryota; Fungi; Ascomycota; Sordariomycetes; Hypocreales; Ophiocordycipitaceae
Product: HMGL-like domain-containing protein
Exons: 18
Coding region: 1-1134 (377 amino acids)
Cellular component (GO): mitochondrion
Molecular function (GO): homocitrate synthase activity
Source: RefSeq, a predicted model, not a curated record